AUGGUGGACAUCUUUGCCGCCCUACAUUAUAUAGAAGAGAGGCAGGGCCUGAACGUGGAAAUUCAGAAUGACCUCGCAGUGGCCCAAAUUAACACCUUCAGCGAUGUCGUAGAGAAGGCGCAACGAGUAGAGAAUGCUAGGCUACAGGGGGAUAAGAGUAUCCCUCCCAAGUUUGGACGAGAAGUCGAAGGUGGAAGGCAGCCGGGUGUAGGUAGAAAGGCUCAGCCAAGAGGUGGUCCAGUGGGGAGAGGUCAAAGAGGAGAUUUCCAGAGAGGUUCGGGUUCUGCAUCCCAUGGACCCUACGGGUAUUGUGAAAAGCCAAACCACACAGAGUACAACUACUGGAAGAAGGAGGGAAAGUGCCUGCGUUGCGGAAACGCAGACCAUCAGCUCGCCACCUGCCCAGUUCUAAAACAAGAUGGAAAGGGAAGUCAACAACCGCCAAGGACCAGUUCUGGACCAGUCAAUGUGGAUGGGACAAAACCCAAGGUGUCGGCUCGAGUGUACUCGUUAGAGCCACAGCAGAUCCCUGAUCCUUCCGAGGUCAUAGAAGGUACGAUCCCUAUAUUCCACCGACUUGCGAAAGUCUUAGUAGAUCCUGGUGCCACCUAUUCCUUUGUUAACUCCAGUUUCAUGUGUGGUAUUGAUAUAAAACCUGCUAGUUUACCUUAUGACCUAGAAGUCAGUACCCCUACGGGGGGCUAUCGUCUGAUUACUAAUAUGGUUUACAAGGACUAUGAAGUUUGGGUAGGAGAAAGGAAAUUGUUAGGGGAUUUGAUAAGCCUAUGCAUUAAGGGGUACGAUGUAAUCUUAGGUAUGGACUGGUUAGUUAGGUAUAAUGCACAAUUGGAUUGUAAAAGUAAGGUGGUAGAAUUUCGCAUCCCUGGAGAGGCGACCUUAAGAUUAGAGAUAAGGGGUAGGCUAGCCUCAUCUGCCUUGAUCUCGGGCAUUCGGGCUAGAAAACUGCUAAGUAGAUGGGCGUAA
Molecule: messenger RNA, 984 nt
Organism: Coffea arabica (coffee)
Lineage: Eukaryota; Viridiplantae; Streptophyta; Magnoliopsida; Gentianales; Rubiaceae
Source: RefSeq, a predicted model, not a curated record